AUGGGUGGUGGUUACCGUUGGUUUCUCCUUGACGGUGCUUUUUGGAAUGACUCGAUGGACACGGCUGCUGAAAAUUCCAUUUUGGUUCAUCCUCUUACCGUCAUGG
This is a messenger RNA of Seminavis robusta, 106 nucleotides long. Lineage: Eukaryota; Bacillariophyta; Bacillariophyceae; Naviculales; Naviculaceae. The record is from the annotation of a GenBank genome assembly.